Populus nigra (black poplar) is the source of this 4993-nucleotide messenger RNA. Its product is annotated as protein unc-13 homolog. The transcript is spliced from 26 exons. Lineage: Eukaryota; Viridiplantae; Streptophyta; Magnoliopsida; Malpighiales; Salicaceae. Bases 145 to 3612 code for a protein of 1155 amino acids. The record is from RefSeq and is a predicted model, not a curated record.
ACACGCACACACACAAUCCCCCCUCUCGUUUCUACAGCUCCCACUCUUGUUCCUCAGCUAGCCUAGCAAUAACGCUAAUACUCAUAACCUAACCCAAACUCCCUCAAGUUUUAGACUAUUCGUGCUUAGUUGUAUGGGCAUAAAAUGGAGCAGCAAGCUAUGCUGUUACAUCACUACCGUCGCGAUCGCCGAAAGCUGUUAGAGUUUCUGUUAUCGUCAGGUUUGAUCAAAGAGCUCCGUACUCCAUCUGGUCCUACUAAUUCACUCUCCAAUCUCGAUUUUGAUUCUCUUAGCGCCGAUUAUAUCAUCCACUGCGUUAAAUCAGCAGGUGGAGUCGUUGAUGUUACUGAAGCGACUAACAAGUACUCGGAUGAAUCUGCUUAUCCUGUCACGCUGCAGAUACAUUCUCAAACGAGGAGCUCCUAUUUUGUUGUUUCUGAACCAGAGUCAGCUGGUUCUCCCCCUAGGCGUGCGCCUCCUCCUCUGUAUGCUAAACAAGCAGCUGAUACAUCAUGUUUAUCAAGUCAAAUGGAUCGUGUACAUAUUGAGAAGGCCACUACGUCUGGGGAUGACAGCGGUCCUGGAUAUGAACCAGCGACAAAUGCACCUACCAGGCCCUUAGAGAAUUCUGAAUUUCCAAUUCCUUCACUUGGAUUACCUAGCCUAAAAACAGGAUUGUCUGAUGACGACUUGCGGGAAUCAGCCUACGAACUUUUGCUUGCAUCUAUAUUUUUCUCUGGGGUUGAAGCAAAUUCAGUUGAGGAUAGAAGGAAGGAAAAGACUUCUAAAUUUUUGUCAGGGUUGAAGAGUAAAAGGGAUAAAAUGCAAUCACAAUCUCAGUCUGUUGGAAGAAAGUCAGAACUAAUGGACAUUGUCCGUGUUCAGAUGCAGAUUUCAGAAGCAAUGGAUUCAUGCACUAGGCGGAAUUUGAUGCAGUUGGCAGCAAGGAAAAUGAGUGGACAAAUUGAUCUUACCCAUAUCGCUCUUGGGCUUUUGAAUGGAACUUUCAAGUCUGAUUUUCUUAAUGAAAGAUCAUAUAUGCAAUGGAAAAGUAGGCAGGCAAACAUUUUAGAAGAACUUCUAUGUUCUGCUAUUGGUACAACAAAUGAACAUCUAACCAUCAGAAGCUAUGUUGCUAAAAUCAGAGAUGAGAAGGAAUGGGAUACCAUGAUGUCUGCUUCUGAACGUGUUGCAGUUGUAGCAUCUAUUAGACAGGUGGCUGUUAAACUAUCAUCCUUGCCUGCACAGUUUGGUAUUCAAGGUGAAACCUUCUAUUGGACUGCCAUCUAUCAAGUGAACAUUAGACUUUAUCAGAAAUUACUGUUUGGGUUAUUUGAUGUUCUUGAUGAAGAUCAGCUCAUAGAGGAAGCUGAUGAAAUGCUGCUGCUUAUAAAAUUAACCUGGUCUACUUUAGGCAUUACUGAAACAAUGCAUGAUGCAUUAUAUGGGUGGGUCCUUUUUCAACAGUUUGUUAGAACAGGUGGGAGUGCGCUAUUAGAAAAUGCAGUUCUUCACCUGCAGAAGGUCCUAUCUACUGAAGAAGAUGACAGGAAGGAGCAGUAUAUGAAUAGCCUAGUAUGUACAAAGCAAUGCAAUGGCAGUCACUUGAAGUUGCAUCUGUUGCAGUCUAUUUUCGUCUCAAUAAGCAUGUGGUGUGACUAUAAACUGCAAGAUUAUCAUUCACAUUUCAGCCAGAAACCUUAUAACUUUCGAAUGAUAAUAUCCUUGGUGUCAGCAGUAGGGGUUCUUGCUUCUGAUGAAUCUGGUGAUCUGAAGUUGAUGAAAUUAAACGCUUCGGAUGCUAAAGCUUCUAGAAAACUUAAAUCCUAUGUCAAAAAGUCUACUGAAGCUGCAUUCAGGAAGGUAGCAAGUAAGGUGGAUCUUGAGUCUAAAAUAGAAAGGAUACAUCCCCUGGCUCAGCUUGCUAAAGAACUGAAGUUGAUUGCUGAGACAGAGUUCAAUGUGUUUCACCCAGUGUUACGUUGCUGGUGUCCUGAGUCUGUGACUAUAUCAGUUGUGCUAUUGCACCAAUUUUACGGGGAAAGACUGAAACCUUUCCUCAAGGGAGUGUCAUCUGUUUCUGGAGAUGCUAGAUCAGUGCUUCCAGCUGCUUAUAUGUUGGAUCAGUACCUGACUAAGCUAUAUACUUCUGCUUUGGAAGCCAAUAAGUUGCUGAAUUCUUUCAAUCAAGAUUUCAAACACUAUCAGAUUGGAGAAAUUUCGAAACCAUUCAUUCUUGAUUGGGUGAUUUCUCAGCAUUCUCGUAUCUUGGAAUGGACUGGACGUGCUUUUGAUAUUGAGGAUUGGGAGCCUUUAUCAUAUCAUCAGAGACAUGCAGCAUCAAUAGUUGAAGUUUUUAGGAUUAUAGAGGAGACUGUGGAUCAAUUAUUUGGCUUCAAUCUUCCUAUGGAUAUUACACAUUUACAAGCCCUGCUAUCUGUGAUUUUUCACAGCUUGGAUGCCUAUUUGAUGAAAAUGCUCAAUCAGUUAGUUGAGAAAAACCAUCUCUAUCCAUCAGCUCCUCCUAUAACUCGCUAUACAGAGACUGUUAUUCCAAUGAUAAAGAGAAGUUUGGUGGUUGGUACACUUUUGGAUGAGACUGUUGCUCGUAAGUUGAAUGAAUUGACUAUACCAAAACUCUGCAUCAGGUUGAACACACUUCAAUAUAUUCAGAAACAAGUUGCCAUUCUAGAAGAUGGAAUUAGAAAAUCAUGGGGACUCAUUAGACCAUCUCUUGACCAAAGACAAAUGAAAGAAGAGGUCCUGGAAGAGAGGAGUUUGCUAACAAGCAGUGAAGCAGUUGAUGCGCUGUUCGCCACCACAUGUCACAUAAUCAGGGACACCACAACAGAUGCUAUCAGAAAAUUUUGUGACUUUACUGGAGCAAGAGUUGUGUUUUGGGAUCUGAGAGAUCAAUUCCUCUUUCAUUUAUAUCGUGGCGAUGUUGGAAGUUCUCGCUUGGAAAGUUUUCUUCCUCAUGUUGAUACUGUUCUUGAUCAUAUAUGUGGUUUGAUUGAUGAUACUCUCAGAGACCUUGUGGUUUUAAGCAUCUGUCGUGCAUCUUUGGAGGGUUAUGUGUGGGUAUUGCUGGAUGGAGGUCCUUCUCGUGCAUUUUCUGAUUCAGAUAUCACAAUGAUGGAAGAUGACCUUAAUGUAUUGAAGGAAUUCUUUGUUGCUGAAGGAGAAGGCCUUCCUCGUUCCUUAGUUGAGCAAGAAGCGAAAUUUGCCCAACAAAUACUUGGCUUAUUUUCCCUCAAGACUGAAACUAUUGUCCGCAUGCUGAUGAAUGCAAGUGAACACAUAUCAAUGAGAGUGGAUUCUCAUAAACAUGGUCACAUGGGCUUGGAAGAUGCCCAUACUUUAGUACGAGUGCUAUGCCACAAGAAAGACAGAGAAGCGUCUAAAUUCUUAAAACAGCAAUAUGAACUUCCCAUGUCUUCAGAGUAUGAUGACACUUCAUCAAGGGAUUCAAAUUUUGGGUCACCUCUUAUACCAGAUCUUCUUAAGCGAAGUACCUCAUUUCAUUGGCCGAAAAAUGGCCAAAGCAGUUUCAAAUCGAUAAGGAAGAAACUUCAAGCAGCAACAUCUGAAAUCAGGGAUGUGGCCCGGUAACAGUGCUGCCUCUUGGUAUUUUGUCAUCUUUAUUUCUGGUGUCGACUUCAACAGAACUAGUUGGAGUUUAUUUUGCAAGUCAUUGGAAAAUUCUGCACGAUAUAUAUUUGUGUGUAAAUCAACUAUGAUCCUGGUGUCAUUCAACCAGCUACUUCCUAGGCAAGACGGAUAUGUUUAGUUAUAGAAACGACUUGCUGCUGUCCCCAUAGUUAUGGGAAUUUGUUUCCUUUUCUUCUGAGCCUGUUCGAGCCGGUAAUGGUUCGUACAGCUAGAGCUAGCAGUUUAUGAUUCAACGGUCGUCUCUGUAACUUUAACGAAGUCACUUCUAGGUAGGCGAGUGAGGUCUUAGAAGGGCCUUCGUGGAAAUGUCAAUGUCAAUGUCAAUGUCAAUGUCAAUGUCCGCAACUGCUGAUUAGUCUCUCUCUAUCACAAUGAAAGCUUUUGCUACAAUGAGAACAGUUGAAUUUGUCUAUCUGUUUACGCAAAUCAUACUCCCUAUUUAAGCCUGUCACAAUCGGAGCACGGGAAAGCACAUUGUAAUUAUAGUUUUGAAACUUGGCCUGGUGGGUUGAUCAAAGACUUAGGCCUGAAACCAGGCUGAGUUUAAAUAAAAAAUAGUUUGGGAAUUGGCUCGGUAAAACUUGUUCGAUCCAGUAAACUCUUUACCUAGACUUGAUCUUGUUAUUUUUUAACAAUUAUCUUGCUCUUUAUCUCUCCUUCGAGCAAGUAAGCGGCACUAGAAGCAGGAUGAAAGCAAGCAAGGAGUGUAAGCCACUUGCUCGAUAGGGUAAGGAGAAGGAGCUGGGAAUGAGCUUGAUUAGCUGGGACCAAGAAGGGAUAGAGUUGAAAGAGAGGAUUUGAAGCAGCUCAUUUUCGUGGUCCAGAGGUGGGUCUCGACUGACUUUACUUUAAGAAGGUGCAAGCAGUUACCAUGUGCUAGAAUGAAUGUGUGGCUGUAAAAGAAAAAAAAGUGAAAAACAAGUGAAAUUGGAGGGCUAGUAUUAGCAAUAACAGCCUUCAUUUUCUUUUUUCAAUCAAAUUUUGUAUUUUUGGCUGAUAGCCUUUUUAGUUUCUCUUCUUCAAACCCUUCUCCUUCAACUCAUUCUUCUUCGUCUUCUUCUUCUGUACAAUCUCAGCCAUCCAAUUUGCCUCAAUCAACGGCGGCGGGUAAUCUAGAGCUCCUAGGAAUGGCAUCUGCUGGGUUUGAUCGCUUUAGAGAAAGGUGCGAAGGUUUGGAGAGAGUAAUCCUCUUCCUCUCAUGCUAAAAAGGUUGAAACUUUCCAAGGUGUCCACAUGUACAGCUUGUAAGAGUGUGUACUCUUUUGUGUUUUUGAUGGUGGGAUUCAUGGAAAAUUUAUGAAAAUGGGUCUUCGUUGUUUUU